AUGGCUGCUACUCUGUCAAUCAAGAGAAUACCCAGCGGGGCUGAAGACAGCGAGGUAGUGUCGUUCGAAGCACAGCCGUACGCCUUUCAGUUCGAUCCUUCGGCAGCGGCGCUUGUGAUCAUUGACAUGCAACGCGAUUUCCUGCUGAAGGAUGGCUUCGGUUACAUACAAGCAGGGGAUGCCGGAGUGGAAAAGGUGCAAGCCACUAUCAAGCCGACGUUGGAGGUAUUGCGUAAGUUCCGCGAGCGUGGGAUUCAUGUAAUUCAUACGCGCGAAGGCCACCGGCCGGAUUUGAGAGACUUGCCUACGCCCAAGUUAUUGAGACAAGCCCGCGCUCCCAAUACUCGUCACUCGAUGGUCAUUGGAGAUCUUGGCCCAAUGGGAAGGCUCCUCACCAGAGGAGAAUACGGUCAUGAUAUUAUUGACGAGUUGCAGCCAGUGGCCGGAGAGUUCGUGAUUGACAAGCCGGGGAAGGGCAGUUUCUUCUCUACGACAUUACACGAGCAUCUGGUCGAUCGAGGCAUCACACACUUGAUUGUAGCUGGUGUCACCGUGGAAUGUUGCGUGACCACUACCGUUCGGGAAGCUAAUGACCGAGGAUUUGACGCUUGUAUCCUUAGGGACUGCACAGAUGGGUUCGUGUCAACAUUCAAAUCUGCGUCGUUAGACAUGAUCCAUUUUUCGGAAGGACUAUUCGGGUUUGUUAGCGAGUCACAGCCUUUACUUGCAGCUUUGUCAUCGUUCCCGCCUCAUCCCAAAAAUUUGGCACUUGAUUGGGACGGUUCGAUGAGUAUAGAAGCACUUAAAAAUGCAUAUUCUAGCGGUCUUUCUCCUGUCACAGUUGUUAGACAUGUCCUCAAAAAGAUAAGCGCAGAUAAGCCGCAACAUUCGGCAGUUUGGCUUAGCCUUGCAUCAUCCAAGAACCUCUUGGGCAGAGCAGAAGACCUAGAACGAUCCGGUGAUUGUAAUUUACCUCUAUUCGGUGUACCAUUUGCUGUCAAAGAUAACAUCGACGUUUCCGGACUGCCCACGACUGCCGCAUGUCCGGGAUUCGAAUAUGUCCCGGAAAAGUCAGCUUUCGUUGUGACAAAACUAGAAGCUGCCGGAGCUAUAGUCAUUGGUAAGACAAAUCUCGAUCAAUUCGCAACCGGGCUUGUCGGCACCAGAUCGCCCUAUGGAGCGUGUUAUUGUACAUUUAGUCCUAGACACAUUUCAGGUGGUUCAAGUUCGGGUUCCGCUGUUGCUGUCGCCUUGGGGCACGUCUCGUUCGCCCUUGGAACAGAUACAGCAGGAUCUGGCCGCAUUCCAGCCUCGUUCAACAAUAUCGUCGGGCUAAAACCUACCAAGGGUACAGUAUCCACAGCCGGUGUCCUACCCGCAUGCAGGACACUUGACUGUGUGUCUUUCUUCGCCAGUACGAUCUCCGAUGCAAGAAUUGCAUGGCUUGCGGCUAAGGCACACGAUCCAGAGGACCCUUAUGCUCGGAGCUCACCGUCACUAGCAUCUUUGAACAGCAGAUCUGUGCUUCACGGAGACGCACUUUCUCCAGCGUAUCAAGAACAGUUUGCCAAGGUCCUUUCUCUUGUUCGCGGUCUGGCCAAUAUUGAAGAAGUCAAUUUUGACUGGUCAGCAUAUCUUGCCGCGUCUGAUUUGCUGUACAAAAGUGCCCUUGUCACCGAAAGAACUGCUGCGGUGCAGGAACUACUGGGCAGCAAAGCAAAGAGGAUAUCUUUGCAUCCGGUAACACAGAAAGUUCUGGAUUCGGCAAGUUCGAAGACAGCAACUGAUGUGUUCCGCGAUGUCCACAAAGCUCAACGACUAUUGAAAGUCAUUGAAGCUGAGUUCGACAAGUGUGAUAUCCUUGUUGUACCCACCGCUCCAAAUCAUCCUACCGUUGCGGAAGUUGAGCAAGACCCAAUAGUGCCAAAUUUGAAGCUGGGUAUCUUCGCAAGUGCGGUCAAUAUUCUUGACCUAGCUGCCGUCGCCAUACCAGCGGAACAUAUUGACGGUCUGCCGUUUGGUAUAUCAAUCAUCGCUCCUGCGUUCAGGGAAGGUUUUAUCCUGAAAGUGGCGGAGAGGAUUCGAAAGAGAAUGGAGCAUUUCGUGCUGUAG
Talaromyces stipitatus ATCC 10500 is the source of this 2112-nucleotide messenger RNA. RefSeq names its product amidase, putative. The record is from RefSeq and is a predicted model, not a curated record. Lineage: Eukaryota; Fungi; Ascomycota; Eurotiomycetes; Eurotiales; Trichocomaceae. The transcript is spliced from 2 exons. Gene Ontology annotation, molecular function: catalytic activity. Bases 1 to 2112 code for a protein of 703 amino acids.